This is a messenger RNA of Rubroshorea leprosula, 815 nucleotides long. The record is from the annotation of a GenBank genome assembly. NCBI's taxonomy places the organism in Eukaryota, Viridiplantae, Streptophyta, Magnoliopsida, Malvales, Dipterocarpaceae.
UCUAUUGGAAAGCAGAGUUGUCUGGCUACUCAGUAGCAGGGCUUAGGGACGAAGGAGGCUCUUAAGCGGAUGGAGACUGAGAAGAAGCUACAGCUGGAGGAAGCGGAGCAGGUUCCACCAAAGGAAGCUCCAGCCCUUAGCCGGAUGGGGCCAAAACAGGGGCCGCAGAUGGACGAGGGUCUAAUUCAACCGGUGGAGGAGGUGGAGCAGGGGCUGCAAAAGGCAGAAGUUUUUCUUCACGGGAUGGAGGAGAACCAGAGGUUGCAGAUGGAGGCAGAUCAGAAGGGGCUACUGGAGGAGACCCUCCACCCAAUUGAGGAGGAGCAGGGGCUACAGAUGGAGGAGACUCUUCCCCCGAUGGAAGUGGAACAGGGUCUACAGAUCGAGGAGGCGCUGGGCCUCCACCGGAUGGAGGCAGAGCAGGGGUUACAGAUGGAGGAGAUGGAGGCGGAGUUGGCGGAGAUGAGGGCAAAAACUAGCCGCAUGAGAGAGAAAAGGACGGAAGUGGAAGCUGCCGUUGAAGCGAAGAGAAGUGAGCUGGAGUUGAGGAAGAUAAACCGCGAUCGACGCCUUGCCCAACUGCUGCUUCUGGAAGAAGCAGAGCAGGUCUUCCUGGACAUUCUGUUCCCGCCACCAAACUGAAACGAGGAGACAGAAUUCAUUUGCUGUCAUGUUUGGUUCAACUAGCUAGUUCUGUUACAUUUUCUUUCUGUCUACACUCUACUUAGCUUAUCUCCUGCUGUUUCAUUGUGUUUGUGUUUGCAAAAAUCAUAUAAUAGGCCUUCUGUUGAACCAUAUAAAUAGACAGCCGUAAC